AUGGGUCCCGACCAGAAGGCCCUGCUGGCCGAGCUCGACAAGCGCUUCGCCGCCCAGGACAAGCGCUUCGAUGGUCUGGAGCGGAAGCUCGAUUCCACGGCGGCGAAGCUCGAUUCCAUGGCGGCGUCUUCUUCCACCCGUCUAGAUGCCUUGGAGUCUGCAACCAAGGUGUUCGACGAAUGGCGCCCGGGCGUCGACGGCGUCAUCGACGACCUUCGCCUCGAAGUCACCAAGCUCGCAACUCUCAAGCUCGAAGUGGGGAAGAUCUCCAAGUACAUGGAACGCUCCAUGGUGGAUGGGCCGUCUGCAACUCCCAGGGUGAUAGCGACAGCGCCCGCCACCAAGUCUGCUUCGGCUCCUGCGUCGCCCUACGCCUCGCUCCGCGACGCCAAGCCCGUCGUCACUCCGCACUUCAGAUCUGCCGGCUUCGGCGACAUUCUUGCUGCCCCGCGCCCAUCUGCGGGAUAUGCAGCCCCUCGGCCCAGUGGGCACCGCGUUGACAUCAUGAACCGGGAAGGUGCAUUCGGAGUGGUUACCACUCUGAUUCCACCUCCCGGUCUCGAUUGGCUGGCCAGUUUUAGCCCGAUGCAAGUUCACUGGGCUCAAAAAUGGAUCUCCAUUCCAUACGAGGGAGCUACAGCCAUAUUGAUUGGAGAUUCCGCAGACCUUCCAGUGGGCUCUGUCAUUCUGCUCUGUCUGGUACAGCAUGAUGAGUCUUCCUAG
Molecule: messenger RNA, 723 nt
Organism: Miscanthus lutarioriparius
Lineage: Eukaryota; Viridiplantae; Streptophyta; Magnoliopsida; Poales; Poaceae
Source: the annotation of a GenBank genome assembly